AUGUCUAUUCUAGGACCCAAAGGCCAUUACAGCGCUGCUGGCGCCUAUAAGACUGAUAAUUGGGGCAUUGAGGUCCUGGAUGAGGGAGAGCGAGAGGGGGAAGGAUAG
Messenger RNA from Talaromyces rugulosus, 108 nucleotides. RefSeq lists its product as uncharacterized. The coding region runs from base 1 to 108 and encodes 35 amino acids. The transcript is spliced from 2 exons. The record is from RefSeq and is a predicted model, not a curated record. Lineage: Eukaryota; Fungi; Ascomycota; Eurotiomycetes; Eurotiales; Trichocomaceae.